AUGGUCGCGGGCGCGAAUGACUUGGACGGCAGUUUCUACGAACGCGAACGUGAGCGUUUGAUGGCAGACAUUACGAGUAGCUUAGAAGUGAUCAUUGCGAAUAGCAAUGCCGUGAAUCGCAAAUUGGAAGAGCAGAUCUCGGUGGGGAAAGGCUUUGACUCGAUUUCCGCGCUAUGGGGCCAGUUUUCGGAGCUCAUGGUGCAAGCUGGUAUGCCACCGACUCAUGCAGCGGACAUGGAGACGGACACAGAUACAUCGGUCGUGGGGCAGAGGGAUGCCUAUGAACCCACAACGCAGGCCGACGAAAGGACGUGA
Messenger RNA from Malassezia pachydermatis, 315 nucleotides. RefSeq names its product dash outer kinetochore protein. Bases 1 to 315 code for a protein of 104 amino acids. The record is from RefSeq and is a predicted model, not a curated record. Gene Ontology annotation, cellular component: mitotic spindle pole body; mitotic spindle; spindle microtubule. NCBI's taxonomy places the organism in Eukaryota, Fungi, Basidiomycota, Malasseziomycetes, Malasseziales, Malasseziaceae. The transcript is spliced from 3 exons.